Hevea brasiliensis (rubber tree) is the source of this 3005-nucleotide messenger RNA. RefSeq names its product receptor-like protein EIX2. The coding region runs from base 82 to 2832 and encodes 916 amino acids. Gene Ontology annotation, molecular function: protein binding. NCBI's taxonomy places the organism in Eukaryota, Viridiplantae, Streptophyta, Magnoliopsida, Malpighiales, Euphorbiaceae. The record is from RefSeq and is a predicted model, not a curated record. The transcript has a single exon.
AUAAAGCAUAGAUGGCUGAUUCUCCUUCAAGGUUCAAUUUAAUAUUUAGUUUCCUUGGGAUUUUCUGCUACUACUCUUGAGAUGUUUCUCGUGCUUUUUUUGAUUGGGAGUCUCGUACUCCGUUGCAAUGGAGCAGAUUUAAAUGCAAGCUGUAUCAAGAGAGAGAGAGAUGCCCUUCUCAAGUUCAAGCAAGGCCUCACAGACUUUUCAAACAGAUUGUUGUCAUGGGAAGGAGAAGACUGCUGCUCGUGGGAGGGAGUUGGCUGCAGUAAUACAACUGGCCACGUUAUAAAGCUCGACCUUCAUAAUCCAUCGUCAUGGGCGAUGUAUUAUACUCCCCAGAGGGAAUUCUGCGACUCUUCAUGCUUGGGAGGUGACAUCAACCCUUCUUUAGUAAAUCUUACACAUCUUGAAUAUUUUGAUGCUAGCAUGAACAAUUUCUCAUAUGCUGAAAUUCCAAGCUUUCUUGGUUCCCUGAAAAACUUGAAAUAUCUAGACCUUGGUUUUGCGGAAUUCGCUGGAAAGGUUCCUCAUCAACUAUCAAACCUUUCAAACUUGCAGCAUCUUGAUAUCCGUUGGAAUCAUUUGACAAUUGACAACCCCGGAUUUGUACCCUCUCUUUCUCGCUUGAAACACUUGGACCUGUCUGGACUAGACGCUUCAAAUGCAAGCGACUGGUUUCACUCAAUAAAUAUGAUUCCUUCUCUAGUAGUGUUGCGUUUGUCCAAUUGUGGCCUUUCUCAUAUUCCUCUUAUUUUGGACGUGAAUUUCACAUCUCUUACAUUUCUUGUUCUUAGCGAUAACAACUUCAGUUCUACCAUUCCUCGUUGGCUGUUUAAUAUCAGCAGCAUACGGUAUUUUGAUCUUAGUUCCAGUGCUUUUCAAGGUUCUAUUCCUGCGGAGAUAGGCAAUUCCAAUUUGCUUACAAUGCUUGACCUGUCAGAGAAUGAGCUAGAGGGUGCACUUCCUGCGUCAAUUGGAAAACUUUCAAAUUUGACAGAAUUAUACAUCACCCACAGCAACCUGAGGGGUAAUAUUCCAGAAAGCAUUGGACAACUUUCCAACCUGGAAAUGUUGGAUCUCCAUGAUAAUUUCUUGGAUGGUAUGGUUUCUGAACGUCACCUUUCGAAUCUCACAAGCUUGACACACUUGUUUCUGGCGCAGAACCAGUUAGUUUUUAAUAUUAGCCCCAUAUGGGUGCCUCCUUUUCAACUUGGAUGGAUCUCUAUUACAUCUUGCAAAAUAGGUCCAAACUUUCCACAGUGGCUUAAAACCCAGACCAACCUUUUCAAAAUAGACAUGUCCAAUGCGAGCAUCUCCGAUAGCAUUCCUGAUUGGUUUGACAAUAUUUCUUUGAGCAUCGAAGAUUUGGAUCUAUCAUAUAAUCACAUAACGAAAAACUUGCCAAAGUUCAGAAAAUUAUCUGCCCAUCUUUACAGGGAAAUAUAUUUGGAUUCCAACAAGUUUGAGGGUCCUCUAGAUCCUUUUCCUUCAGAUGUAGCUAUUCUAGAUGUAUCCAACAACUUUCUUUCCGGACACAUUCCCCAAACACUAACUGACAACGGGAUGCCACAUAUGAGAUUAUUGUUUCUCUCAAACAAUCAAUUCAGUGGUGGUAUUCCUGUUUAUCUGUGCAAGAUGCAGGACUUAAAUUUUCUUGGUCUUGCAAACAAUCAACUGUCAGGAGGAGUUCCUGAAUGCUGGCAGAAACGGCAAGGUCUACUUGUCAUGGACCUAGCAAAUAACAAUUUGAGUGGUCCUAUCCCAGUUUCUAUGGGUUCUCUACAGCGACUCGUAUCUCUGCACUUGGAGAACAACAAUUUGCAAGGAGAGAUCCCUGUGUCACUCAAGAAUCUAGCAAAUUUGCGGGCUCUUGAUCUUAGUGGGAAUUCCUUCUCAAGUACUAUUCCUGCUUGGAUUGGUGAAAACCUGUCUUCGCUUAAGAUGUUCAAUCUUCAUUCCAAUAUGAUCCAUGGAGAGAUUCCACAGCAGCUUUGCAAUCUUGUUUCUCUUCGCCUUUUGGACCUGGGAAGAAACACGAUGACUGGAGCCAUUCCUCAUUGUUUUGGCAAUUUCACAGCCAUGAUUUUCAAUGGAACUAGAUCAGAAAAGACUUGGUCCCGGUAUCCGUACCCUUACCUGAACUAUCCCCAUUUGGCGUAUGAUGAUCACACUUUAGCCUUUAUAAAGGGAACAGAACUCGAGUAUACUAAGACACUUCAGUUUCUCUUCUCCAUUGAUCUUUCAGGGAAUAAUUUUACCGGAACGAUUCCAGAAGAAUUGAUGAGUCUGUCAAAGCUGCAGAACCUGAAUUUGUCUGGAAACUAUUUAGAGGGGCAUAUCCCUUCUAAUAUUGGCAACAUGAAGUUGUUAGAAUCUCUUGAUUUGUCUAGAAAUGUGCUUUCUGGGUCUAUUCCUUCCAGCAUCACUGAUUUGAACUUUUUGAGUCACUUGAAUUUGUCAUUCAAUAAUUUAUCUGGCCAUAUUCCAUCAGGGAACCAAAUCCAGACUCUGGAUGACAAAUCCAUUUACAUUGGAAAUGAUGGACUUUGUGGAUUCCCACUAAAGAAGUGCACAGAAGAAGAACCACAUAAGGGUUUUGAAAAAGUUGAGAAGACUACCAAAGAUGAGACUGAAAAGCUUUGGUUCUUUUGUGGAUUGGGAAUGGGAUUCACUUCGGGAUUUGUGGGAGUGUGUAGCAUUUUGUAUUUCAAGGACUCUUGGAGGCUUGCAUACUUUGGCUUUGCUGACAAAAUCUGCAAUAAGCUUUGGGUCAUUAUUGCGAUAAAGGCAAAUCAAUUGCGGAGGAAGUUACACUGGAAACGAUUUUAAAGGAGUGGAUCUUUAGUGACAGUGGCUCUCCAGGUAUUUUAGCAAUAAUUAUAGAAAAUUUGGCCGUCAUGUUAGUUGUCAAGUGUGUAGUUGUUGAUUAGCAAAAGGUUUUCUUUCACUGUAAAAGAGAGCUGUUGUGAUUGAAAGAAUUAGAGAGUCCUCAUUAUGAGACA